UCCCUACGAAGAGCGCUACACAGACAGUUCACUAGGAUUUGAGAUACAGCUGGAGUCUCUCUCUCAAUCUCAGACAGCGCACUGGUCCACCUGGAUGCCUUGACUGUCGUCUCUUUCCAUUUUAUUCGUAUCGCAGUGCCAGAAACGACACUUUCACAAUGGCUGGAGCAAUUAUUGAGAACAUGAGCACCAAAAAGUUGGUGAUCGUGGGUGUAAUUCUUCUUUUAUUCCAGGCGUUUUCCUUUAUGGUCGGUGGACUGAUUGCUCCAAGCCCCACCACAGCCAUCCACUACCUGGCCACAAAAUGUGUGGAUGCCGUGAAGACCCACCAUCAGGGCUCCAAGUGGUUCAUGCCUUGGGGCCCCGACGAGUGCAGCAAGCUCAGAGAUUUUGAUGAGGCCAUGGCCAAGAGAAUUGAGGCCAAUAACAUUGUGUUUGCAGUCCACAUUCCUUUACCCAACCGAGAGAUGAGUCCCUGGUUCCAGUUCAUGCUGGUUAUCCUCCAGUUUGACAUUGCCUUCAGAAUACAAAACCAGAUUGAGGAUGGCGCUUUGGUCACCGUGGACGUUGGCUUGGCAUACAGAGAUGACACACUGAGUGAGUGGAUCGAGAUGGCCCAUUCCAUAGAGCAUCGCAAACUGAGCUGCAAUUUCACCACAACAAAGACAUUAGAAAAUGAGGGGCGCUACUAUGAUUGUGACCUGUUGCCCUUUAUGGAGGUUGGCAGUGUGGCCCAUAAGUACUAUCUUCUCAACAUCAGACUACCUGUCAACGAACGCAAAAAAGUCAACAUCGGGAUUGGAGAAAUCAAAGACAUCAGACUUGUGAGCAUUCAUCAAAAUGGUGGCUUCACAAAGGUUUGGUUUGCCAUGAAGACGUUCCUCACUCCCAGCAUCCUCAUCAUCAUGAUCUGGUACUGGAAGAGAAUCACCCAAAUGACCAGACCACCAGUCCUGCUGGAGAAGAUUAUCUUUGCUCUAGGAAUCUCUAUGACCUUCAUCAAUAUUCCAGUGGAAUGGUUCUCAGUAGGGUUUGACUGGACUUGGAUGCUUUUGUUUGGUGAUAUCCGUCAGGGCAUUUUCUACGCCAUGCUGCUUUCCUUUUGGAUCGUCUUCUGUGGUGAACACCUCAUGGACCAGACGGAGAGAAACCGUUUCUCUGUGUACUGGAAACAGGUUGGACCCAUUGUGUUUGGCUCCUUCUGCCUCUUCAUCUUUGAUAUGAGUGAGAGAGGAGUGCAGCUGAAGAAUCCUUUCUACAGUAUCUGGGCAUCAGAUGUUGGCACAGAGCUGGCCAUGGCCUUCAUCGUUGUAGCAGGAAUCUGUGCAUGUCUCUACUUCCUGUUCCUGUGCUUUAUGGUUUUCCAAGUGUUCAGAAAUGUCAGUGGGAAAAGGUUGUCUUUACCUGCUAUGACAAAGGCUCGUCGGCUGCACUAUGAGGGCCUGAUCUUCCGCUUUAAAUUCCUGAUGUUGGUCACGUUGGCAUGUGCUGCCAUGACUGUAAUUUUCUUUAUUAUAAGUCAGGUGAAUGAGGGACACUGGCACUGGGGUGGGUACACGGUUCAAGUGAACAGUGCCUUCUUCACUGGCAUUUAUGGCAUGUGGAACCUGUAUGUGUUUGCCCUCUUGUUCCUCUAUGCACCGUCUCACAAACGCUAUGGGGACGAGCAAUCAAGCAGUGAUCAAGGUGGAAACAGUGGUGAGGACAUACAGCUGACUACCACCAUCACACAUGUGGACGGACCUACAGAGAUCUACAAAAUGACCGGCAAAGAAGCUCAAGAGUAACCGUCCCCUCAGCCAACAAGAGUACAAAAAGAGCUAGACUUUCUAAACACCUGAGUCUCAAAAGUUCAAACAAUAAAUUUUGGUGCCCUGUGUGGUCCCCCUCAUUUCAAACAUGACCUCACAAAUGUUAAACCCCCUUUUACAGUUUGAUUAGUGAUGUAACUUGUUAAACAAUUUUUUUAUUCCACUAAAGUUCAGUGUAGGAGCAGCUGCUUGUGCAAAGCUGUAGAAAAAAUCUUUUUUUUUCACACCAUCUUGUGGGUGCAGGGAGAAAUUGUGAAGUUUACCUUGCAAUAUGGAUUGGCGCAGACACUGGUGUUUCCAAGGACCAAUACAAAGUACUUCUAAAAACAGGGAGGAAAGGGAAAAAAGGUCCAUUUUUUUAAUGAUGCAGCAAUAAGUAAUAAUUUUCUGUUUGUGUGUUUUUUAGCUUUUCCCUUCCUUUAUUGAGGGUAUUUUGUAAUACAAUUACCAAACAGGAAGAGGAAAGGCGUUGUCAACAUACCGUAUUGGUAUUUAUGUUUGUGUCAGUUGAUCCUUACUCAACGGACUUCCUUAAACACUCCUUACCAAAUGUAAACACACCCAAGGAACCUGUAACACAAUUGCCUGAGUUCAAAGGUCUCUCUGAACAAGGGGCGAGAUAACUCAAGUGACGUAUACAUUCGGAUCCUUAUGGCCUACAUUCAUUAUGUUACAAUGUAUAGGUAUAUUUUUUAUAAAGUGCUUAUUUUCAUCUGUAUAAAUGCAUUAGCAAUUGGACUGUAUCACUGUGUUGUAUAUCUUUUUGAGUUUUCAAAUCUGUACAAUAGUAUCACUUGUGGAAAUCUAGAUUUUCUUGUUGUUUUUUUUCAUGCUUUUUAUGCUAAUUUAAAAUAAUAAAAAUAAAGAACUUUGAUCUGU
Myxocyprinus asiaticus (Chinese sucker) is the source of this 2690-nucleotide messenger RNA. Its product is annotated as protein wntless homolog. Gene Ontology annotation, molecular function: Wnt-protein binding. The record is from RefSeq and is a predicted model, not a curated record. The coding region runs from base 159 to 1787 and encodes 542 amino acids. Gene Ontology annotation, biological process: intracellular protein transport; Wnt signaling pathway; Wnt protein secretion. Gene Ontology annotation, cellular component: endomembrane system; organelle membrane. NCBI's taxonomy places the organism in Eukaryota, Metazoa, Chordata, Actinopteri, Cypriniformes, Catostomidae. The transcript has 12 exons.